AUGCCAUAUGUGAAAGUAUGGACUCAUACAGGAGGUCAAAAAACUCAAUAUACAAAUGGAGACCGUUCAAACUUUUGGCUUGGCAUUCCAUUUGCUGACUCAGAAGACUUUAUGGGUGGUAUUUCAACUGUUGGUACAGUUCAAAUACAAUAUACUGGUGACAGAGACGGUCCAGAUGAACUGAGAGCAAAGAAGUUUACAAAACCAAUAGCACUUUUCACGGAAGAUGCUCUUUUGAAGAUUCGUUCGAUGAAACCUGCUGGGGCUCCUCAGAUUGGCAUAACGACAGCUUCCAUCGAGCAGAUUUUGGCAGCAGGUCAGUAA
Molecule: messenger RNA, 324 nt
Organism: Trichomonas vaginalis G3
Lineage: Eukaryota; Parabasalia; Trichomonadida; Trichomonadidae
Product: protein of unknown function, DUF4106 family
Exons: 1
Coding region: 1-324 (107 amino acids)
Source: RefSeq, a predicted model, not a curated record